AUGGAUGUCAUCGAAGAUCUGAAUUUGGUUGUUUCACUAGCCAAUGGAGACUGGAAGGCUAAAGAAGAGAAAAUGAAGGUUUAUCAUCAGGCACUGGAUGUGCUAAUUCUGAGGUUCGAAAAAUUGACGUUCACACAUCUACUAAGAGAGAACAACCGGUUUGCUGAUAUGCUAGCAACUCUAUCCUCCGUGGUGGACAUCCCGUUCGGAGUGAAGAUGCACCCGAUCAUUAUUGAACAAAGGUAUACGCCAGCUUAUGAGACCAUCGCCGCAAUAAAUGAGGCUCAAGAUACGAGCCCCUGGUAUUAG
Camellia sinensis is the source of this 309-nucleotide messenger RNA. RefSeq lists its product as uncharacterized. NCBI's taxonomy places the organism in Eukaryota, Viridiplantae, Streptophyta, Magnoliopsida, Ericales, Theaceae. Gene Ontology annotation, molecular function: nucleic acid binding; RNA-DNA hybrid ribonuclease activity. The record is from RefSeq and is a predicted model, not a curated record.